Stegodyphus dumicola is the source of this 4397-nucleotide messenger RNA. It is a transcript of the gene sfl, whose product is annotated as N-deacetylase and N-sulfotransferase sfl. Gene Ontology annotation, cellular component: Golgi apparatus. NCBI's taxonomy places the organism in Eukaryota, Metazoa, Arthropoda, Arachnida, Araneae, Eresidae. The record is from RefSeq and is a predicted model, not a curated record. Gene Ontology annotation, molecular function: deacetylase activity; hydrolase activity; heparan sulfate N-sulfotransferase activity.
GGCUUCUGCAAACCUCAUUUGGCAGGCUUUGGCGCUGUUCGUUCCAUUUUCCUCCAGAGCGCUGUUCUAAGAGUGGCAACCCUUCUCUAGAGUCAGCGGUCAAUCCGUGGAGCAGAUGGACGAGUGUUUAGUCUUCUAUUUGCCGUAUGUGGCGUAUGGAAGGAAUAUGUGUGGCACUAAAUAAGUAUGGGAGCCUUCUGCUAUAGAUUUCACUUAUAACAUGUUUCACUAAGGAUACCAUUCAUUUUGAUUUCUUCUCUGAUCGUACGUGAACUAUUAAACAUGUCAAACUGACGCGAGUUAUAUCGCAAUUCUCAAUCUUAAAAGGAUAACCAAAUGCACUUUUCUCUUGGCCUUGGCGCAUGUCCUUGAAGCCAAGUUACAUUCCUUGGCAUUAUUCCACGUGCAUAGCACGUGAGGAGUAAUUGGUCUCAAUAUUCUUGUGUCCUGAAUAUGUACUGGAUGGAGUUUUUGAGGAACUAUGAGCAGAAGGCCAACUGAGCCAUGGAAAAUCUUUGUGCUGUAUUGGAUUUUUCCGUGGCACUUUUCAACUUGCCUAAAUUGCAAACCAAGAACAAAAGCAGAAUUUUGGAUAAAACUUAAGCUUCUCAUUUCUUGCAAAAAAAGACGGAAUGCAUUUUCAAUAUCCUCUUGUGCUUCGAGGACAGUUUCGAAGUGUUUAGCAUUCCCCCUGCAACCAGGUUGUCAAUAAUCUGGAUUUUUCAGGCAUGGUGUUGGAAGUGAAAGGUUUAUUUUCCAUUCUUGUACAAAAAUGCUGCUUCUCUCCCCGUCCAGCGAUCCACAGGUGUUGGUUAUCGGCGUGUGUACUGAGCCUCAUUUCACUUGUCAUCUGUGCUUAUUACAUCGCACAUGUACCAUUUAACAGCACAAUGAAAGUUCCCAAAGAACUCACUUUUCGUUGCAAAUCAUCAUUUGAUAGAUCUGCUGACAGCUCAAAAAUAGGUUAUCCUGCUGCUAAUGUUCAUGCAUCUAGUGCAAGAUUACGUCUUGAUGCCAAAGUACUUGUUUUUGUUGAAACUCAAUAUUCACAUUUGGGACGACAAAUCUCGGAGAUACUUGAAGCAUCUCGUAUCAAGUUCAAAAUGGAAAUAGCUGGCAAAAGUUUACCCCUUCUUACAAAUCUAGAUAAAGGAAAAUUUGCUGUUUUGGUAUUUGAAAAUUUUGAAAAAUAUUUGCAUAUGAACAAAUGGAAUCGUGAGCUUCUGGACAAAUAUUGUCGGGAAUACAAUGUUGGAAUAAUUGGUUUCAUAAAAGCACAGGAAGAAACAUAUGUUGGAGCUCAACUGAAAGGUUUUCCAUUGUAUGUUCAUACAAAUAUGGCUCUCCGGGAUUAUCAUCUCAAUGGUGACUCUACAGUUUUGCGACUUACACGUGCUGGUGAGGUAUUCUAUGGUAACAUUCCAGGCUCUGAUUGGACAGUCUUCCAACCAAACCACUCUACAUAUGAAGCUCUCGCAUCAGCACGUUCACAAACAUUUCAACCUUACCUUGCUGCAAAAGGAAUUGACCCUUUGCUCACAACUGUUGUACAUGAUCAUGGCAGUUAUGAUGGCAUAUCACGUGUCUUGUUCGGAAAUGGUUUUCAGUUCUGGAUUCAUAGGCUUUUGUUCUUGGAUGCUAUUUCCUUUCUGUCUCAUGGGAAAUUGAGUCUCCCUCUCCAGAGGUUUUUGCUUAUUGACAUAGAUGAUAUAUUUGUUGGUGAAAAAUCCACACGGAUGAAACCAUCUGAUGUCAUUGCCUUGUUAAAUGCUCAGAAUCGUAUCAAAAGAACUAUACCUGGUUUUCGUUUUAAUUUGGGCUUUUCUGGUAAAUUUUACCACAAAGGCACAGAUGAAGAAAAUCUUGGAGAUGAUAUGCUGACAGAGCAUGCUGAAGAAUUUUGGUGGUUUUGUCAUAUGUGGAGUCAUAGCCAACCUCAUUUGUUUGAAAACAUAACUGCACUUGAAAUGGAAAUGAAAUUAAAUAGAGAAUUUGCAAAAGUUCUUCCAAGGCAAACUUGUGGUCUUUAUACCCAUACUAUAUUUCUAGACAAAUAUCCUGGCGGCCCUGAAAAACUGGAACUUAGUAUUAAAGGAGGAGAACUUUUUUAUCUUUUUGUUUAUAAUCCGGUGAAUGUUUUCAUGACUCAUCUGUCAAAUUAUGGUAAUGAUCGCCUUGCUCUGUAUACAUUUGAAUCAGUCAUAAAAUUUGUUCAGUGUUGGACUAAUCUUCAACUCAUCACAUUACCACCUUUACAAUUAGCUGACAAGUACUUCCAGACAUACCCUGAAGAAUCUGAUCCUGUGUGGAUGAACCCUUGCAAUGACAAACGUCACAGAGCUAUAUGGUCAUCUGCAAAGUCUUGUGAACAGUUGCCCAAAUUCCUUGUUAUUGGCCCUCAAAAAACAGGAACCACUGCAUUAUAUACAUUUUUAUCUAUGCAUCCAGCCAUUGUUAGUAAUUAUCCCAGCCCAGAAACAUUUGAAGAAGUUCAGUUUUUCAAUGGUAGAAAUUAUUACAAAGGUUUAGAUUGGUAUAUGAACUUUUUCCCUGUUCCAAAAAAUUCUACUGAUAAAUAUUUAUUUGAAAAAAGUGCCACAUAUUUUGAUGGUGAUUUAGUACCUAUGAGAGCCCAUGCAAUGUUAACAGCAGCAAAGUUGAUCACAAUUUUGAGAAGCCCUAUUAAGAGAGCAUAUUCAUGGUAUCAACACAUGAGAGCUCACAAAGAUCCAACAGCUUUAAACUACAGCUUUCAAGAAAUUGUUUCCACCGGUGACCGAGGGCAUCGAGCAUUAAGGGAACUUCGAAAUCGUUGCCUUAUGCCUGGAAUGUACGCUCAGCAUUUAGAUCGAUGGCUGUCAUUUUAUUCUCCUCAACAAUUACUUAUAAUUGAUGGUGAGGAACUGAAAUCAGAUCCUGUGGCUGUUAUGAGCAAAUUGCAACAGUUCCUAAAAAUAAAACCUUUCCUCAACUAUAAAGACCAUUUGAGGUAUGAUCCAAAAAAGGGGUUUUUCUGCCAAGUUAGUCAGGAGCGAAAUAAUACUAAGUGCCUGGGAAGAAGUAAAGGACGACUUUAUCCCCCUGUGGAUCCUCAAACGGAGAAGUUCCUCAAGGCCUUUUAUCUGCCCCAUAAUAUUGCUCUUUCUAAACUGCUCACAAAACUCAGACAACCUAUACCAUUGUGGCUAGAAAAGGAUCUUUCUCACGGGUCAUAAAUUGUGCUUUUUUGCAGGAAUCAGCAUGUAAAGAAAGAGUGAUUUGUUCACACCCCCCCCUUUUUUUUGAAUUAAAUAGUCAGAAUAAUGUUUCAUAAUUGCUAUUAUGAACGUAUUGAUGUUAAAGAAAUCUGAAUUCAGUUAGCAUUCUCUUAACGAGAAUGAUGAAUGAAAUUGUGAGCAUUUAGAGUAAUGCUCUGAAUAAGUAACCAAAACAAUCAUGACACGGACAAUCUUUAGUGCCCAUGAUUGUGAUUUUUUUUUUCAAUUCAUCAUUGUUUCAUAAAACAUUCUGACCAUUAAGCAUUUUGAUUUAUGUGCCAUAUUUAAUUAUGUAAGACGUUAAUUCUAACCUUACACAGCUAUUCCAUAGUUAUGGUAACCAAUUGAAACAUUAUGUAAUUCCACUUAAGGUUUAUAUAUUUUCAGAUAAAUAUAGGUUCUGUAAAAUUUUAAACUUUCUUCAAAAUUUUUUGUUAAACAUUUUACAGCACUUAUCAAUAUUAUUUUAAUACUGAUGCUCAGUAUUAAAAUUUAAAUAUGUUAUAACAAGAACAAAAAAAUUCAAAUGUUUUAUUCUUUAUGCUUAAAUUUUAAUGUUUUUAGUUAUAAAGAUAUUGAAAAUAAGAAAUGGUAAAGAUGAUGAACUUGAAACAAUUGAAAAUUUUACAUACAGAAUUCAAGAUAAGUAAACAAUCUUUAGUGGUCAUAGUAUGAAAUUAAAUUAUAAACUUGACUUCAAAUAAAUAUUUUUAAAAACUGCACACAGUGUUUUCAAUUCAAUUUUUAAGAAGCAGUACCAAUUAUUUUGUUAUAGUCUUGACAUGAAUUUUAUGUACUAUUAUUAUAUUAUAAUUACAGCACAUUCAUCACAUCUCACCAUGCUUCUGUCAAAUUAAGAAAGUAACUGAAUUUUAUUGGAUUGCUGGUUUGAAAUUGUAUAGGUUUAGCUAAGAGUUUUAUAGCUAUCACAUACCACUGAUUUAGAAAUGAAUCUAUGUAAUAUCUCUUAAAUUUAGCUGUAUCUUUUUUUAUAUUAAAUUGGUCUUAGAUUCCUCUGUCCAAGUUUUAAUUUCAGUAAUCAGAUUUGUAUUUAAUAAAAUCAUGUGUGAAUUCUUGUAAAUAUUUUUGAAGAACUCUUGUUGUAGCAUGUAAUUGUAUUUAUUAAGUUUCUUAAUUCAU